AAAUGCAAACUUUGUACAUAACACCUGACGUUCUUGGGGAAUGGGGAAGAGUGGGAGAUGGAAUGAGGCUUUCGCUGAAUCUACAAGAUGUCUGAUAGCGAUGGUAGCAACUUCACCGAUGACGAGAGUUCCCACAGUAGUGAGGCAGAGGAGCAAGAAGAUAUUGAGGAGGAGGAAGAGCUUGCCAGUAGGGGCAGUGAGAAAGCAGAGGCAGAAGGUGAGAUAGAGGAAGCGGAAGAAGCUGAAGAGGAGGAGGAGGAAGAGGAGGAGGAGGAAGAGGAGGAAGAAGAGGAAGAGUAUGAUGAAGAAGAUGAUGACCGACCCAAGAAGAAGCCACGACAUGGAGGAUUCAUCUUGGAUGAAGCUGAUGUGGACGAUGAGUAUGAAGAUGAAGAUCAGUGGGAAGAUGGAGCUGAGGAUAUCCUUGAUAAAGAAGAAAUUGAAGCCUCCAACAUUGACAACUUGGUCCUUGAUGAAGAUCACUCCGGGGCAAGACGAUUGCUGAACCAUUGGAGAGACAAAAGAGAAGAGGAACUUGGUGAAUAUUAUAUGAAUAAAUAUGCCAAGCCAACUGCAGGAGAUCAUUUCUAUGGUGCAUCAGAUGAACUCUCAGACGACAUCACACAGCAGCAGUUACUGCCUGGUGUUAAAGAUCCUAACUUGUGGACUGUGAAAUGUAAGAUCGGUGAAGAACGAGCAACAGCUAUUUCACUGAUGAGGAAAUUUGUCGCCUAUCAGUUUACAGAUUCACCCAUCCAGAUCAAGUCUGUUGUUUCCCCUGAGCAUGUGAAGGGGUAUAUUUAUGUUGAGGCAUACAAACAGACUCAUGUCAAGCAGGCCAUUGAGGGUGUGGGGAACCUCCGGAUAGGGUACUGGAACCAACAGAUGGUUCCUAUCAAGGAAAUGACAGACGUGCUAAAGGUGGUGAAGGAGGUGACCAACCUGAAACCGAAAUCCUGGGUUCGUCUGAAAAGAGGUCUGUACAAGGAUGACAUUGCACAGGUGGACUAUGUUGAGCCAAGCCAGAACACCAUUUCUCUGAAACUGAUCCCAAGAAUUGACCAUGAGCGAAUCAAAGCUCGGAUGAGUUUGAAAGACUGGUUUGCUAAAAGGAAGAGAUUCAAGAGGCCACUUCAGCGAUUGUUUGAUGCAGAAAAAAUCAGAUCACUGGGUGGAGACGUUACCACAGAUGGAGACUUUCUUAUAUUUGAGGGCAAUCGCUACAGCAGGAAAGGAUUCUUGUUCAAAAGUUUUGCAAUGUCUGCAGUGAUUACUGAAGGAGUGAAGCCCACACUUUCUGAGCUUGAAAAAUUUGAGGAUCAACCAGAAGGCAUUGACCUGGAGGUUGUGACCGAAUCAACAGGCAAAGAAAGAGAACACAACUUGCAACCUGGAGAUAACGUAGAAGUUUGCGAAGGUGAAUUGAUAAACCUGCAGGGUAAAAUUUUGAGUGUGGAGGGCAACAAGAUCACAAUUUUACCCAAACACGAAGAUCUGAAGGAUCCUUUAGAGUUUCCAGCUCAUGAAUUGCGCAAAUACUUCAAAAUGGGAGACCAUGUGAAAGUGAUAGCAGGGCGAUAUGAGGGAGAUACGGGACUGAUUGUACGAGUGGAAGAGAACUUUGUCAUUCUUUUUUCGGAUCUAACCAUGCAUGAGCUGAAAGUGCUCCCAAGAGAUUUGCAACUAUGCUCAGAAACUGCAUCUGGAGUUGAUGCUGGAGGUCAGCAUGAGUGGGGUGAACUGGUCCAACUUGACCCACAGACUAUGGGAGUUAUUGUCCGGCUGGAGAGGGAGACAUUCCAGGUUCUUAAUAUGUAUGGAAAGGUCAUUACUGUACGGCAUCAAGCAAUAACUCGGAAAAAGGAUAACCGUUUUGCUGUGGCCCUGGAUUCUGAGCAAAAUAAUAUUCAUGUGAAAGAUAUUGUUAAAGUUAUUGAUGGACCACACUCGGGUCGUGAGGGUGAGAUCAGGCACUUGUAUCGUGGCUUUGCAUUUCUACAUUGCAAGAAAUUGGUGGAAAAUGGCGGUAUGUUUGUUUGUAAAACCCGACACUUGGUACUUGCUGGAGGUGCAAAGCCAAGGGAUGUAACAAAUUUCACAGUGAGUGGUUUUGCCCCAAUGAGCCCCCGGAUUAGCAGUCCAAUGCACCCCAGUGGUGGAGCCCCUCGAGGCGGGUUUGGAGCAGGGGGAAUGGGCCGUGGUCGAGGUCGUAGAGAUAAUGACCUGAUUGGACAAACGGUGCGCAUUUCACAAGGACCAUACAAAGGUUACAUAGGUGUGGUAAAGGAUGCGACAGAAUCCACAGCUCGUGUAGAACUUCAUUCCACCUGCCAGACCAUUUCUGUAGAUCGCCAGCGCCUCACUACAGUGGACUCAAAGAAGAAGGGUGGCUUGACAUCUGCUUACAGUCGUACUCCAAUGUAUGGUUCCCAGACCCCAAUGUAUGGCUCAGGAUCACGGACACCCAUGUAUGGCUCUCAGACACCUUUACAUGAUGGAAGUCGAACUCCACAUUACGGUUCACAAACGCCGGUUCAUGAUGGGAGCAGAACUCCAGGGCAAAGUGGGGCUUGGGAUCCAAACAAUCCCAACACACCCUCCAGGAAUGAUGAUGAGUACGAUUUCCCUUAUGAUGAUGAGCCCACCCCAUCUCCACAGGCCUAUGGUGGAACACCCAACCCACAAACUCCAGGUUACACAGACGUGCCAUCUCCACAAGUUAACCCCCAAUAUAACCCUCAAACACCCGGAACACCAGCAAUGUACAGCACAGACCAAUUUUCUCCAUAUGCGGCUCCAUCGCCUCAAGGAUCUUACCAGCCCAGCCCCAGUCCACAAAGCUAUCACCAGGUUGCACCAAGUCCUGUGGGCUACCAAAAUACUCACUCACCUGCCAGCUAUCACCCAACACCAUCACCAAUGGCGUACCAGGCAAGCCCAAGUCCAAGCCCUGUUGGUUAUAGUCCAAUGACACCUGGGGCUCCAUCUCCUGGUGCAUACAAUCCUCACACACCAGGUUCCAGCAUUGAUCAGGGGUCCAAUGACUGGGUAACAACUGACAUCAUGGUUAAAGUACGGGACACCCAUUUGGAUGCACAGAUCAUAGGACAAACUGGAGUGAUCCGCAGCGUGUCGGGUGGCCUUUGCUCCGUGUAUCUGUCUGACACUGACAAAGUAGUCAGCAUCUCGAGUGAACAUCUUGAACCUGUCACCCCUAUGAAAAGUGAUAAGGUGAAGGUGAUUCUAGGUGAAGAUCGGGAAGCCACAGGUAUGCUGCUCAGUAUUGAUGGUGAGGAUGGAAUUGUUCGAAUGGAACUGGAUGACCAGCUGAAGAUUCUCAACCUGAGGUUUCUUGGGAUCCUCAGUGAAGAAGGGGCAUUGAGUACAACACCUUCUGGCAAAGAUGUAUAUAGUCGAAAGUAAAAUUCUUUUCAGUGAAGUUUUUGUUCAGAUUUUUAGGUUUCCCUCUUGUGUUCUUGCUUUGAUAAUGUCUUGCUUAUUGUGGCCAGAUGUUAGCAGUGGUUUGUUAAAAGAUUGAAAACAGCAACAACCAAUUGUUUGAGCAAAAAACUAAAUGUGGAUUAAUUUUACUACAAAAAGCAAAGGUUUCUUUCCCCCCCCCCAAAAGUUGUUUGAUGCAAGAAAUGGAUUUUCGAUGCAUUUUGUAGGGAUUUUUUUAAUUUAAACACAACACAGAAUGAUUUGUGUGUAAACAGGUAACUGAGUCUGUACAUGUGAUGCUUGGAGGCAGUGAAAAUUUUUGUAGCAAUUGAAUAGCAAUCCUACGGGACGAUACUGAAGGCUAUUUUUAUAUUUAAAAAAUUGUACAGAUGUGAGAAGUCACAUGGAAGAAUAUACUGCUUUGACAAAAAUUACGGUAACCAUUUUAUAAAAAAGCAGUGUGUAAGUUUGUAUUAUUGGAAACUUUUUAAUUUGGCAUUUCUUCUGAAAGCUUUUGAAGGAUACUUUGAAAUUAAUUUAGUACAUAAUAUUCCAUCUUCACACUUCAAACACAAAUCUCCAAGUGCUUCAAAUCGCAUUAAGAAUGAGUUGUUCCAUGUAUCCACUUUCUUGACGUACUGUUUAUUAUUCCAGAUCCCCUUUGAUUGCAUUAAGUUUCAGUCAAGAUGACCAGUUUAAAAAAUUGUACCAUAGUUAGCCAGAAUGUAUUUAAGGACAGUGAGGCACUGAAUGAUCAGAAUUGGACUUAUUAAACUAACUUGAAACUGAGAAUGUACAUCAGUUAGAUUUGAAUCCUCUACUUUUCAGUCUUUACAUGAGUCAAAGGCAAAGGGCUGGAAAUUUUUCUUUGUUGAUUCUGUUGUUUCUUUUGCUUUUCUCUCGUUAUGCUGGAGACUUGCGGUAUGUUAAGAGUGAAUGACGUGCAGUGACAGUGAUCUGAAACCAUCAGCCUCACCACAUGUUAUGCACUGGAUGGACAUUCUCUUGCCCACAAAUCUUAGAAUGUAGGAGUGGUGUUAUUUUGAAGAUUCCUUGUUUCUAAGGCGAGUGCAGAAUUUUCAGGUGUGUUAAGUUUCACUCAGGUGCCUAUUUUCACCCACAAAAUGGAUUUUUUUUCUCCAUCAAGCUGUCUCCCAUUUCCCCCCUCCCUGAAUAGUGGGCAGCAAGUGUGUGAGCCCCAUGAUCACUGUCUUUGUACAAUCUCCAUCACCCCAGAGGCUGAGGAACUGAUUAGAGCCUUCUGCUUUGUAUAGGUCAGCCAACUCAGCUCCUACGCUGGCAUUGCCUGUGUCAUUUGACCCUAUUUCUGCAAUAUCUUGAGGGCCACAAUUUGUGGAAUCCUGCUAAAGAUUCAGCAGAACAAGAAAGAUAUUCUGAUUUUCCAUCAUUGUCAUGUUGGGUUACCAGACACUCUGUAUACUUUAUCAUUUGAUGCUGCCGAGCAUUGCAGGAGAAACGUACAUGGCCCAGAUAUCACAUUUAAUGCAAAUUGCUUAACCAGCAACAUUCAGUGUUUAACUAAAAGUUAAGAUGCAAAGGCACAAGAAAGGAUGGGAUGGGGUGAUGUGAUUAUAUCACAUAGGCAGUGAGCAUCAUUGGAAUCUUGGAGAGGAUGGCUAUUGCUGGGCAACUUGGGAUGCUCCAAAGCUGCACAAAGCGUCACUGACACACAAUGUAUACAUAACUGGCAUUGCGUACUAUGCAGGAGUCCUGCACUCAAAUUGGAAGAAGUAUGAAUGGAUUUUGAAUUUUGUACACAAAGUCAUGAAGUUUCUGAAUUUACCAAAAAGAAUCUGGCUGACUAGUUUCAUAAAAACACUGAACCUACUUGAGAUUUCUUAAUCUAUCGUAUUUGUAAAAUUUCUGGAGCAAUGAUUUAUAAGAACGGAUUUAUUCACUCUGUUGUCAAUUGGGAAAAAAAUCAAUUAUAAAUUGGCUGGUUCAAACUCAAUGUCAGUCAAACAUUCAGCAUCAUGAGAACAAGAUUUAAAAUAAUUGCCCCAAGUAUCAGAGGACUGCUGACAUUGUUUAAGCCUAAUAAUAAUGCCCAAAUAUUAAAUAAGAAUAUGAUUAAAUAUAAUAAAUGUUGAGCAUAGCUGAGAGAGAAUACAUUUUUUGUCUUACACUCAUCAAGACAAAUUCCAAAAUACCAAAAGAGAAACCAACAUUAAUAUUUUGUGAGAGGAAGGUACUGAUUGUUUGGCAAGCGGAUUGUGAUCGAUAUAUAUUUCAAUAUGUGCGAGUGUUCUGUACUGCAGAACUUACUGACAAUCCUAAAUUGGUCAUCAGGGUAAAUUUUUGCACACUUAAGAGAAUGUAGCAAAUGUUUUCUAUUGUAGAAGCAUUUCUAAUGUCGGACAGUGUGCUGUGAGUUUGCAUGCACAGAGUAGGUUUGUGAAUUAUGCCGACAACCAAUUUAUAUUAUCACUCUGGCUCACAGUAUGGUGCAUUUGCAUGUACAGGUUACUGGAAUAAUCAUAUGCAUUAUUAUAUAGGAUCCUAUCCUUUGUCAUGGAAAAAACAUAAUGUGCCUGAUUUAACUCAACAAGUGUGACAGCCUUUCUCUGGUUUAUUAGGGCAAAACUUUGAUCAGUCCAAGUCAGCUAUCUUGUUUAAAAUUGAAUCAAAGCUUGGCAGCUAACAGUCAGUCAUAAUUAACAGGUUAUUAAUCUAGACUCUGCACACUGAGGGUUAUCUAUACAUUCUCCAUGGCAAUGUCUCUACCAGUCAGAAUGCACUUACCAACCAAUCAGCACUUUCUUUAUAAAGUAAAAAUGUUGGUUUGCCUUUACUUCGGUACAUUUUGUAAAUUCUCAUGUGUGCAAAAUCAUAGGCUUCAACAAAAUGUCUUUUUUCAACAAUCCUCAAGUUCUCUACUAUACAACAAAGAUCUUAAACAUGGAGCAGAUGUUUUCCAUCUUGGACUAAUAUGUUGGUUUGAAGUAUACUUGUGAAAUUAGACCCGCUGCAAAUGUUCAGUCCUGUUCUAUACAAGAAAAAGAGAAUGUUUAAGAUGUUGUUAUUUCACAAUGGCCACUGCUAAGAUCUGCUUCCACUAUCUAGUUUGCUGAAUGUCUCCUCCUUAUGUAAAGUGUAUUUCUGUGGUUUGGGAAUAUCACUGUAUGGCCAAUAUUUGAGCUUAUAAACCUAUUUUUGUUUGAAUGGAGUAAAUAAAAAGACUUGCAGAUCUUAAAAA
Hemiscyllium ocellatum (epaulette shark) is the source of this 6658-nucleotide messenger RNA. It is a transcript of the gene supt5h, whose product is annotated as SPT5 homolog, DSIF elongation factor subunit. Lineage: Eukaryota; Metazoa; Chordata; Chondrichthyes; Orectolobiformes; Hemiscylliidae. Gene Ontology annotation, biological process: transcription elongation-coupled chromatin remodeling; regulation of DNA-templated transcription elongation; transcription elongation by RNA polymerase II. Gene Ontology annotation, cellular component: DSIF complex. Gene Ontology annotation, molecular function: protein binding; mRNA binding. The record is from RefSeq and is a predicted model, not a curated record.